CUUUGGCAACAAGUGGGCGUUCAGUUCCUCUCCCCCUCCCUCCCUCCCUUCCCUCCCUUCCCUCCCUCCGAGGGUCAGCGUGGGCGGCCCCGUGUGGCAGGAGGAGAGCGAAACACGACACCCCGACAGAGGAAGGGGGGUUGAGAGAACGCGAAAGGCGCCGCCGUUUUGCCUGUCGGUGAGGACGAUGAUGUGGAGGAGGAAUCGACCAUGCGACAUCGUUGCAACAAACGGGAUGAACAGUUAGAUUCGUCGCAUUCCGUUGCUUCAGGACCGACCAACGGUAGCACGACUCCUCCAAACUUCGUCCUGCGCCAUUCAGACCCGGGCGACUGGAUCCCCCCCCCACCCCAGAGACUCGGGGCAACUUUUCGCAUCAGAAGCCCCGUAUUCAUAAACAAAUAUUCCGGCAUAAAAGUUUUUGAACAAACGCUGGUGUGUUGAGACAGAAGGCAUAAGCUCAUGUGAAGUUAGCGGGGUGUUUUUGAACUAAAAGCCGAGCUCAUAAUCGGGGCAGGUUCCCUCUGACGAACCUCUUGUGAGAACAACACCGGAGGAAGGAGUGGGGUGUCACUGCUAACUUCGCUAGCUAACUGGGCUAAAAGCUAGCUAACUAAAGUCUAGAGUUACCCUCGACGGGGAAAGUGACUGAAGCGGCACGCCGAAGCCUACAACAAAGAUGAAAACCCCGGGAGAAUCGGGGUUCGCCUUCCCAGAAUGGGCCUACAAGCCUGAGUCAAGCCCAGGCUCCAGACAGAUCCAGCUGUGGCACUUCAUCCUGGAGCUGCUGAGGAAAGAGGAGUACCACGACGUCAUCGCUUGGCAGGGAGACUAUGGAGAGUUUGUCAUCAAGGACCCGGACGAGGUGGCCCGUCUGUGGGGGGCCAGGAAGUGUAAACCACAGAUGAACUAUGACAAGCUCAGCCGGGCGCUAAGAUACUACUACAACAAAAGGAUCCUCCACAAAACCAAAGGGAAGAGGUUCACCUACAAGUUCAACUUCAACAAACUAGUGCUGGUCAACUACCCCUUCAUCGACAUGGGCUCCGGUCGAGGGGUUCCUCAAAGUGCUCCGCCUGUGCCAAGCGGAGGCACCCACUUCCGUUUCCCCCCCUCCACGCCGUCAGAAGUUCUGUCAUCCAGCGAGGAGCUGCGCAGCCCAGGCAUGUUCAGCACCGUGGCUCGCCGCAUGGCCCGCGGCUCUGUGAGCGACUGCAGCGACGGCACCUCCACCAACUCGGAGCUGGAGGAGGCCGCGGGGUCUGAUGAACGAGGCGUGGGGCCUGAGAGGGCCUUCAGAGGCCUGCUUCCUCCCCGCAUGCCUCAUGAGUCUCUCUUCAGGGUCUAUGCCGGUGGCCCAAACCCAGCAGGUCUUGCCAGACCUGCCCCCAGGGUCCACCCAGAGCCUCUGUCUCCAUUUCCUGUGUCACCCCUGCCGGGCCCCGGCAGCCUGCUGGCGCCAACUCUGUCCCCAGCUUUGUCCAUGACCCCCACCCCCCACCUGUCUUACACCCCCUCUCCUUCUCUGUCCUCUCCCAUGAUGGGCUCCCACUUCUCCUUCAACCCGGAGGACAUGAAGCACUACCUGCAGGCCCACACCCAGUCUGUCUACAACUACCACCUCAGCCCCCGAGCCUUCCUCCACUACCCCAACAUCGUGAUCCCUCAGCCCCACCGCCCCACCCUGGAGAAGCCGGCCGCCCAUCACCUCCACGGCCCACCCCUGUCACUCGCUCACUCGCUCAGGGAGCAGCAAGGAGCCGGUGAGGAGCAGCAGCAUCCAUCACCGUUCAAGUUCAAGCUGCAGCCGCCUCCACUUGGGCGCAAACAGAGAGAAGCAGGGAGCUCAUUGGCUGCUUCCUCUUCCUCCAGCCAGUCCUCCUCAUUCACUGGAUCUGGUCAGAUAACCAACACGGGGCCUCCCAAGAUCAAGGUGGAGCCCAUAUCAGACAUUGAGUCAGAAGAAGAGGUGGAGGUGACUGAUAUUAGUGAGGAAGAUGAGCUCAAUCACAAUGAAGAGGAUGAUGAAGGUGACAUCUUCACCCCAACAGCUGGUCACCAUCACCAUCAGUUCAACAACCAUCACCGAGCUAAUGGAAAUGGGAGCAGCCUUUCCGCCCCUCCACACAGUAACGCUGAAGAUGAUCCUGACGAUGAUGAGGAGGUCUUCAAGACUCCCGCCACUCCUCCCAUUGGCGGCAGCGGCAGCCUGGCCUUCCCUCUGAUUGGCCUGAAGAGCGAUCCUGGUCAGGCAGCUCCCAUCAGCCCCGGAGGUACGCGCUGCAUCCCACUCAAACUCCGCUUCAAACGCCGCUGGAGCGAAGACCAGAAGAUGGAGGCGGACGGAGAGAGGGAUGAGGCGGAGGACAAGAAAGUGAGGGCUGAGGGAGAGGAGGAGGUAGAGGGGAAGAGGGAGGAGGCAGGCAGGAGGGUGGGGGAGGUGGAGAACGGGGGAGGAAGAGCAGGAGGAGGUGUUAUGUUGGGGUUGAUGCUGCCACCGCCUCCCACCCAACGCAGAGCGAGCUCAGAGCUGCAGAGGGCUACAGCACAGCUGUCUCUGGAAAACACUGGCUGCUGAGCUUCAUGUAGAUGCACAGACAGACACACAGACAGACAGAGGAUGUUAGAAAGAAAACACACACCUCUCUGAGUCUAGUCAACAAACGUAAUAGUUGGAUGUAGACCAUAAUAUCUCGCAGCAGGUUUUGGCUUUGACACAGGAGUGUGCUUAACCAGAGACGGUGACCUGAAAGCCGAUCACUUUGAUGUUCUUCUUCAUUUUAUCUCUGACUAUGUACAUGCGCCAUAUGUAGGAAAUUCUGUUUUCUGUGCAAUAAUCCGAGGAGUUGUCGGGCACUUUUUACUGACCUCACAGCCCCACAGACUCCUUACAUUACUUAACAUAAAACAAAAUAUUUUCCCUAUAUAUGUCACAUCUACGUGUUCACGCCGUAGUAACAAACAAGAUGGAUGUUUUGCCUCUCAGGUUUUGUCACCGUUUCCGGAGUACACCUUUUCCUUCGCACCCUCCCGUGGCAAUUUACUAUCAGCAAGCGGCCACUAGACAUUAUGGCCUACAUUAAAGCAUAGAACAUAGAUGUGCUUGUGUAGCCUCUAAUGCACUGCAAGGCAAGACCCCCUUGUGCACCCUGUCAAACCCACAGCAGACAAAGUAUCUGUGCUGUCGGGUCUGUAUACUGAUGUCUGUCUUAUUUUUAACAUUAGAGCCCUGCAGAGAGGGAGUCUACUCUUAAUAUCUCUUAGGAAUUGCACAUUGCCUUUUCAAUGCCUCCUCGCCCUCGUGGCGGUGCCAGUUAUGCCAUAAAGUCUGCCAGGGAUCACCUCACAUCACACCUGUGCCCAGAAUAUGUCUUUAAUUAGUCUAUUUGUCUGUCUGGGACAGUGAAAACGAGUUGCAUUCAUCUUAAAGAGUACCGAGGCAGCCUGAAUUGUACAGCAGUAGACUGAAUGAAUUUCUCGCCCACAUCUGGCUCACUCGAAGGUGCUGAGCCCUCCUCCAUGCUUCUUUUUCCUCAUUUGUACUCACCAUAACAGACAGACAGAUCCUAAUGUUGCUUAAAAAAGCCACCUUUAACAGCCCUGAUAGAGAUUACAGAAGUGCCUCUCUGUCUGCAACCAUCACCAUCCAGUCGUUUACAAGAUGGAGGGCAGUGGGCAAAAAAAAAAAAAAAGUAAAGACCUGAGAUGGAUCUCAACAGACUGAAGAGGGAUAUUUUUUUCUUUUCAAGCGGUGAUUAGAAAGAACUCUCCAAUCACCGUCUUUUCUACAGGAAACAACUCAGACACUAUCAGGCCGCGACAGGGCCGGACCGAGAGCUCUCGUCGCCCUCGGCUCGUUCGCCGCGGCGUGUAAAAUCACAAAAGGACAGCCGAACUAAGCCUGAGUCGGAGAGGAAGAUUUUAAUGAACUGACUUUGACCUCUCCGCUCCUGACCCAUCGCACGGCAUCAUUAGACGCUCGCUUGCCAGCGAAUGGACGCAGUUUCCACUGUACAGAAAAACCACCUGUGAGGUCUGUGAGGAAAGCGCCGGAUCUUUCACUCCUUUUCUCUUCUGCCGUUGAGGAAAUGAGAAAGCAGCUACCAGCCGGGCGGUAAUAAUGGACUUGUUUCAGAAUGUGUGCGUGGACCCAAAGCUGGCGUGUAAAAAGACAACAAAAAGGACACAGUGGGUGUCUCAGCUUUUCAUGUCCCUGCUUGACUUCACACAGUGUUUGAGGAGUAUUGAGGGCAUGCGUGGUGUUCUCUCCCUCAAACACUCAAAUCAGCAGCUCUCUUCUGCAUUCCCCCUGUUUUUGUUUUUUUAAUUUCUUUUAAAGACUGUGUUUUUUCCGGCAAAGGAUGCUUAUGCCUCGUAAUGACAUGGACAGUAUUUUAGGGCAUUUGCAGUGAUCCGAGGACUUUGGAGAUGGUAACGGAAUCUGUUCACGCGAUGUUUUGAGAAGCGACGAUUCGAGGCGAGCCGAUUUGUCCAGGGGAGAACGGGAACCAUGAAAUGAAUGUCGAGCAUCAAGGUUAACUCAGGCAAAACCUUCACUGAGACAAGUUGAGAAAACAGCUUAUUUUUGUGACAUUUUAUUCAUGUAGUUUAAAAGUUAAAAAAAAAAAAAAAAAGAUAUUUUGCCCAUUUUAACGAACAAACGGAAAUAAGAUUGUGCCUUUUUCGAGCCACUACGAGUUUUAUCAAGUACCCCCAGCAAAAUGUUUUAUCACGCUCACACAGUACCACCAUGCCUUCUGUUUUUGUAAAAGAGAGAUACUGAAUAAGUAAAUCUACACAUAUAUUUUAUUCAAAUAUAUAUUGAAUUCAAAUAUUAUAUUUCAAUAUGGUCAUUUGAUACAAAUCAGGAAAAUCCUACUAUUUUUAAUGGUAAAGAUGUGUAUAUAUUCUAAUGGGCAUAUUAUCUCCAGUAUAAUUCAGCCUUUGCCUUCUCACCCUUGCCUUCUCUUGACCGUUGAGCUGCAGUGACAAAGGCCACCAGUAUCAGAGUUUUAUAUUUAUAUUGUAAAAAUGGAAAACACAGUUAUUGUUUAUUCAGGGGGGCGUGACGGGACAAGGAUAAAUGAGUGGGCAGGGACUUUUAAUCAGACCCGGGUCAGAUCAUAUUUACGGUGUUAGUGGGCGUGUUUAUUUUAACCACCCUGGAGUAGCGGCCAGGCGGGGUUCACCUCCUCAGGACGGAGUCGAGCCCAGUCGUGGCCGUUUUGGCUCAGCCCACUUCGUCCUGCAUGGUAAAACCCCCACCCGCCCACAGCUGUUUGACCCCGACCUGCUUAAAAACCGCAGAGACGCAGAUUGUGACGAGGAGCUGGCGAAGUCCUCGUGUGUUCACAGCAGACUGAUUCUGAUUGGACAACACUGGCGGCAGGUUUUCAGCUCUGCGUUGGCUCGCAAAGGCAGCAGCAGCACUGCAGCUAGCUGAUAUGACUGGACUUUGCUUUGAGCGUGGACUGUGGACUCAAGCAGCUUUGUGUGAACAUGGUGUGUAUGGGCUGGUCUGAACCCUGCCCAUACACACACACACACACACACACGCACACACACAUCCUGGUUAGAGUGAGGCUUUACUGUGGCUAGAAUAAAGGGAAACAUGACAUCACACGUGACAUCAGACGCCCCCACAGUCUCUCUGGAGCGUUUGGCAAACCAGAGAAACUACACACACACACACACACACACACACACACACACAGAGGAAAUGGCAUCAGAAAACCUCAGAGCACUGUGGAGCGAGAGGGACUUCCCAUAAUCUGACUCGCUGUCUACGUGCACUAGUGUGUGUGUGUGUGUGUGGUGGUGGUGGGGGGGUGGGGGUCUGUGGUUAUGACACACACACACACACACACACACACACACAACUGUUCAACACAGGUUAGAAAAGACUGUCAGAUAAACUCACGGGUCAUUUAGUCCCUGGUUUCUUGUCCAGAUUGUCCAACCAGCUGUGGUCUCGUGUGUGUAUCUUAAACACACAUUUGGUCAUUUCGAAAUAGUUUAUUUUUCUUCACCAGGCACAGAAAACCUCUUACUUCCAUCCUUCGAAGUCUCGCAUGAACAUUUAGCAUUCCUCUUUUUUUUCUUUUCUUUUUUUUGUUUUUUAUUAAAGAAAGGGUCAAAGGGCCCCGUCAGUGGAAAGUGCCAGCAAAACCAUUUGGGGGGUUUCUGAAGGACAGAUGUUGGGGGUUCACGUGCGUCUGGUAAAGAAAACACGAAACGCGGAGCUGCAGCUGAACUGUUGCACCUGUGCUGCCUUACCUGUCGUGGCUUCAAAGAAACAUAACACAAGAGAACAACAGUUUCCCUGCUGGGUUGACAUGUUUCCUCCCAUCAAGUUCGUCUGUGUUGUUCUCAUCAUUUUCUUCUGUAUUUCUUCAGACAUAUUACUGUUACUCUUGUAAUUAUUAUAUUAUUAACAAGGCUAUUUUUGAUGAUUUUGUACCCUCUUGCCAUGGCCCCCGGUCUCCUCCUGGUUUUUCUGUGAGUUUUUGUUCCAGUUUGCGCUCUUUUCCAUGAACGUUAACUAGUUGGCUUCAGUGCAGUCUUUUUCCUCCUUUUGUCCCCCCCCCCCCACUCACACUGAUUUUAAAACCACGUUACCAUGGACAACAGGAGGGUCACAUAGUCCCCAUAUGAUAUACAGCAGGGGAAGAAACAAUUAUUUUCAUUUUUUUGAUGUUGUGUAUAUAUAUUUUUUCCAUUUUGGAGGAUUCUGUAAGAAAAAGAGCUUUGUACUGUUUAACCAUUGUAUUAUUUGAAAUGCCUCCUCCUGUCUUCUCUCUCUGGUCGCCUCCGUCUCUCCUCUCAUGUCCCCCCCCUCGACGGCGAGCGGACACUCGAGAGGAGGGACGGAGUCUCGUUUUUAUCAUGGAGGACCCACUUGUACUUCUGUUUCUCUUCUCUCUGUUCAUCUUCAUUUGUAAUUAAACAAUAAUCAGGGUUCAUUAAAAAAAGGUAAAAAUGGA
Messenger RNA from Scatophagus argus, 6983 nucleotides. It is a transcript of the gene erf, whose product is annotated as Ets2 repressor factor. The transcript is spliced from 6 exons. Bases 680 to 2578 code for a protein of 632 amino acids. The record is from RefSeq and is a predicted model, not a curated record. Gene Ontology annotation, biological process: regulation of transcription by RNA polymerase II; cell differentiation. Gene Ontology annotation, cellular component: nucleus. Gene Ontology annotation, molecular function: DNA-binding transcription factor activity, RNA polymerase II-specific; sequence-specific DNA binding. NCBI's taxonomy places the organism in Eukaryota, Metazoa, Chordata, Actinopteri, Scatophagidae.